AUGGCGUUCGUCCAUGGCGAGCAGCAAGCAGUGCCUUCCGACGAGGACAUGGUCGGAGCUUUCGCCCUUCUCUACCACCACGCCUUCAGCUACAUCAAGACCAUGGCGCUCAAAUGCGCCGUGGAACUCGGCAUCCCCGACGCCAUCCACGGCCGUGGCGGAGCCGCCACCCUGGCUGAGAUCGCCAACGACGCGGGGGUGCACGAGUCCAGGCUCCCCGACCUGCGGUGCCUGAUGAAGCUGCUGACCACGUCCGGGAUUUUCAGAGCCACCGCCGCGGACGGCGGCGAGGUGGCGUCGUACGGGCUCACGGUGGCGUCCAGCCUCGUGGUCGGCCCACGCAGCCUAUCCAACAUGGUGCGGUUCGACAGCGGCCCGGUCUCCCUCACCCCGUUCUUCGACAUGCCCACGUGGCUCCGGACCGCGCCGGCGCCGGAGCCGGAGACUCCCAAGUCGCUCUUCGAGCUGACGCACGGCCGCUCCCGGUGGGACCCAGCGAACGACGAUAACGACACGAUGAACGUCGCCGCCUUUGCUGAGAGCCAGCUGCUGAUCGAGGCGGUUCUUGGCGGCCACCGCGACGUCUUCCACGGGCUGACCUCGCUGGUGGACGUCGGCGGCGGCCAGGGCUCCUUCGCCAAGGCCAUUGCGGCGGCGUUCCCGGGCAUCAAGUGCACCAUAAUGGAUCUGCCCCACGUCGUUGACGACGCCCCCGUCGCUGGUGGCGACGUGCAGUUUGUUGCCGGCGACAUGUUCGAGUCCAUUCCAACAGCGGAUGCUGUUUUACUCAAGUAUGUGUUGCAUUGCUGGGACGACAACAAUUGCGCCAAGAUUCUUAAACAUUGCAAGGAUGCUAUCCCUGCAAGAGACGCCGGAGGAAAGGUGGUAAUCACAGAGAUGGUGCUGGGGUCCGGGCCUCAUCGUGACACAAAAGUUGCUGAGACAGAAGAGAUGCAUAGCUUGUUCCUCACGUGCAUCAGCGGCGUGGGGCGAGAGGAGCAUGAGUGGAAGAAGAUUUUCCGCGAUGCUGGAUUCAACGACUACAAAAUCACACCGGUGAUGGGCCCGAUUUCGGUUAUCGAGGUUUACCCUUGA
This is a messenger RNA of Miscanthus lutarioriparius, 1095 nucleotides long. NCBI's taxonomy places the organism in Eukaryota, Viridiplantae, Streptophyta, Magnoliopsida, Poales, Poaceae. The record is from the annotation of a GenBank genome assembly.